Messenger RNA from Marasmius oreades (fairy-ring Marasmius), 675 nucleotides. RefSeq lists its product as uncharacterized. Gene Ontology annotation, molecular function: cellulose binding. The record is from RefSeq and is a predicted model, not a curated record. Lineage: Eukaryota; Fungi; Basidiomycota; Agaricomycetes; Agaricales; Marasmiaceae. The transcript is spliced from 5 exons. Gene Ontology annotation, cellular component: extracellular region. Gene Ontology annotation, biological process: carbohydrate metabolic process. Bases 1 to 675 code for a protein of 224 amino acids.
AUGGCUUGUCGAUCGUAUUUCGCUGGAACAUUGUUACUAUUUGCAGGCAUUGCAUUCGCUCAAACUGCGCCUCAAUGGGGACAGUGUGGUGGAAUCGGCUGGCCAGGACCCACUACAUGCCCCUCGGCCGGUGGUGAUGGUGGGGGGAGUACUAGUACUACUACUGGAGGAGGGGGGGGAGGAACAUCCACUACCACAGCUACCGGUGGUACCGCAACUCUUGCUCCUGGAAACUCGUGGAUCCGGGCAGUGGUCGAUCCUAAUUUCCACAAAUACCUGCGAUCCGAGACGUUGGGUACAGCCUCAGAGGCUGUCCUUGGUGAACCUUCCGAGGCUGCUCAAUUCCAAGUCACAGGCGGUCAACUCGUUCAGAUGGCUUCCAGUGGAAAGCUUUACGCGAUCGUAGAAGACCUAACUGAUCCCACCGUCAAGAAACUCAAGGUCACUUGGUCGACAUCCCCUGCUACUGCAGGUACUUUCGACUUCAGUGGGGACACCCUCGAAUGGAGUAAUCCUGCAAUCACGAGACCCCAGAAUAAUGCAUGGCUGGUUUGUCCCGACUCAGCCGGGAACAGGGAUCUAUAUGUGAACCUGGGAGCUUAUGCAUACCAAACACCAGCUGGAUGCGCAGACCAGACUAUCCAUGCUUAUACUGGCUCGACUGCUUCGGCAUGA